Messenger RNA from Canis lupus familiaris (dog), 1211 nucleotides. RefSeq names its product NADH:ubiquinone oxidoreductase complex assembly factor 3 (gene NDUFAF3). Gene Ontology annotation, biological process: mitochondrial respiratory chain complex I assembly. NCBI's taxonomy places the organism in Eukaryota, Metazoa, Chordata, Mammalia, Carnivora, Canidae. Gene Ontology annotation, cellular component: mitochondrial inner membrane. The record is from RefSeq and is a predicted model, not a curated record. The transcript has 5 exons. Bases 507 to 1061 code for a protein of 184 amino acids.
GGUUAGGGAGGGGCGUGACUCGCUGGAGAGCGAGGGGAACCUGAGCCGGCCGCCCCGCCCUGGGAACCCGACGCCCCAAAGCCUGGGAUUAGGGGAUUGGAGGCUGGCCCCCACGCCCUGAGCAGGUGUGCGGGACUCGACCAGGUGCGCGGCCGCUCCGCCCCAGUCCCCAAGAGCCCUGCGUAAUGGCUGAGAGCCGGGGACCAGGUUGUGGCGGGGGCCGAGGCUGCACUCUGAGGCCUGCCGCGCCACCAGGUGUCUGACUCCCCCAGGACGGUCUGCGGGGGCCCGGGGCGGGGCGGGCGGCAGGUGCAGACACCGGAGCCGCGCUGGGGGAUGGGCCCUCCUGGGACAAUUGGCAUCAGUUGACUCCCUCAAAAUCCUGCGCUGGAGCAGCCGACCUGCGCGGUGCCCUCCGGGACGCAGGGGGCGCUGUCGCCACGCCGCCGUGGGCUCCGCCACGACCCGAUUGACCCAGCGCCGGCCUCCCUGCAAAUUGGUCCGCCAUGGUCGCCGCGUUCGUGCUUCGCGGCCUAUGCCGAGCGCAAGCGGCGUUGCGCUGCGCCCCAGCCGAGCUGCUGUGGGUCCCACGGCGAGGGCAUCGGCUCACGCCGGCGGACGACGAGCUGUAUCAGCGGACGCGCAUCUCCCUGCUGCAGCGCGAGUCCCCGCAGUCCAUGUAUAUCGACAGCUACAGCAGCCGCGGCUUCAUGGUCAAUGGAAAUCGCGUCCUUGGGCCCUGCGCGCUGCUCCCGCACUCGGUGGUGCAGUGGAACGUAGGAACUCACCGGGACAUCAUCGAAGAAAGCUUCUCGCUCUUCUGGUUGCUGGAGCCCCGAAUAGAGAUUGUUGUGGUGGGCACCGGAGACCGGACUGAACGGCUGCAGCCCCAGGUGCUGCAAGCCCUGAAGCAGCGGGGCAUCGCGGUGGAAGUACAGGAUACGCCCAAUGCCUGUGCCACUUUCAACUUCCUGUGUCAUGAAGGCCGAGUAACAGGAGCUGCUCUUAUUCCUCCACCUGGAGGGACUAUGCUCACAUCUUUGGCACAAGCUCCAGAGUGAACCAGCAAGAACUGACCUAACCUGUCCAGGAAGGCCCUGGCACUUUUUCCAGAGCGCAGGGGUUUGCAGCGCUCACUAGCCCUUCCCCCUUUGGCACUGUAACUCUUGUCUUUCUUGCCAGCAAAUUAAUAAUUUAAUCCACUUUUCCAA